Capsicum annuum is the source of this 1539-nucleotide messenger RNA. RefSeq names its product kinetochore protein SPC25 homolog. Lineage: Eukaryota; Viridiplantae; Streptophyta; Magnoliopsida; Solanales; Solanaceae. The record is from RefSeq and is a predicted model, not a curated record. Gene Ontology annotation, cellular component: Ndc80 complex. The transcript is spliced from 8 exons. Bases 231 to 1160 code for a protein of 309 amino acids. Gene Ontology annotation, biological process: chromosome segregation.
AGACUUGUUUUCUUUUAAGCUUCCUCAGAAGUUGAAAACGGUGUACAUGUAAUUUGAACUGGAUUCAGUGGGCACCAAUCAUGAUGUAUUUUUGAAAAAGAAAGAAAUGAAAAUGGCGGGCUAAGCAUAUCAUCUCUCCCACUUUUCAAAUCUUCACAAGCACUUACCACAAAGAAAAGCACGCAGAGAGAGAGAGAGAGAGAGAGAGCAGCAGCAGCGUAAGGGGAAAAAUGAGGAACAAAAUGGCGGAACUUAGAUUGGUUUGUGAAAGGGAAAUUCCAAUUCAACACCACAAAAUCGAUGCUGCUACUCUCUCCUUCAAAAAAUCCCUCGAUUCAACUAAGGCUAAAGUACAACAAACUCUUCAAUUCCACGAAAAACUAGGGGAGUUAAAAGUUGAGCUGAGGGAGUUGGAAGACAAAUUGGUUAAAGCACUUGCAGCCAAGACCCGUAAAGAGGCAAAACAGAUAGCAGUAGCAGACUCAAUAUCUGCUACAAAAGAUAGAGUUGAAGAACUUAGAGGGGUUGUGGAAAAUCAGAGGGCCAAGAAAGAUGAAUAUGCAGCCAUAAUAUCUCAACAAACUGAUGAACUCAAAGCAUGUGAAGAAAAGCAUAAUCAGACUGCUGAAAAGAGAGAGGAAAUAGAAGAGGCUAUUACGUGGUACAAUAAGGUUUUCGGAUUACGCAUUGAAUGUGGCCACGGAGUGAAAUUCAUAUUUACCAAUAUUGAUGCCAAUAAUCAGGAUAAGGAGUACUUUUUUACCGUACGUCAUGAGAAUGAUGUAUAUACUUUGCUUGAUUGUGAUCCACAACUAAAUGAAGCAAAAGAGUUGCUCAGCGAGUUAAAUAAGAGCAACGGACUGUUCAAGUUCGUCAGGACUAUGAGAGAAAAGUUUCAAGCAGCCGUAACACAUGGGACAUUUCCUGACAUAGCAUCACGUGAUCAAGACACUUCCAUGAUCUCUAUAUCUGGCCCAUUUUCUUCCAUUUCAACUGAUAGUAGAAGUGAGGUUUUAUCCCAGCAAGAGGAGCAUCAAUCUGAUGAACGUAACAGAAAUUCCAGGAAACUUGACCGUGCCAAAGGGAGUAGGGCAGCAGUCCUAUCUCCUGGAUCUGCAUCAUCUCUCCGGCGUUCUCCUCGUUUUAAGGUCAAAAGAUGAUAAUGAUUGUGCAGUUACCUUUUCAUUUGAAGUUGCUUAGCCAACAAGUUCUCGAGUCCUGGUAAGAUAAAACCUACUUUGCUUCUAUGUAAAGAUGGGGAUCAAUAACGAGUCAAGUCAAAUCGCUACCUGAUCAGAUGCUGAAAGCCUUGCUGUCUUUACAAACCGUGUGUAGUAGCUGUUGAUUUUUCUCCAUUGUAUCGUCAAAUGACUUUCGAGCUAGUCAACUUACUCUGCUGUAGCAAUUCACAGUCGUGACGAAUUACUUUCUCUACAAAAGACAGAUCCCUUUUUUUCUUUCUUGUACAUUGUAAUGUAUCAUCAAAUGUUUGUAUUUUACGAUAGAGAUCGCUUCAAUGCUGCACUCUUUUUUUGCACU